AAAAAAAUCUGCAGAUCUAACGCAGGGUCAUAAAAACAGUUGGAACGACCGAAACGUCACGGUUUAAGAAGUGGAAGGAAGACUUCAACGGAACACCGUGGUACAGGGCUUCUCAAGUCACCCGCAAACGGAAACGGUCAGAAGGGUGACGCUAAAAAUAUUUCAGAUGGUUGAAAUGGUGAAAGUGGAGUUGAGUGGCCUGUCGCUGAGGAACGCACGGCAGCGGAAAGCCGGAGCUGAAACCCAAGAUGUGAACACGCCGGAGAUUUCUGAACAGCAGAGCAGCUUGGCAUCGACGCAGUGCACUUCGACUAAGAGUCAGUGAUAAUCAGUGCAAUACGCAGGCUGUCGGUUCAAAGAUCUAACCUCAAGUAAAAACCGCUCUGAUCUUCGGCAACCCAAAACAGAUGGCCACUCUUACGAACACGUCGACACUGCUGCACUGAGCUUCUUCCGCUAUCCUCUAUCUCUUAGUCUCUUUCAUUUCCCCUCUCUCCUCUCUCUUCUCUCUCUCGCUAUCAGAAUGGAGUGCUGCCUGCUGACAGUGUGCGCUGUUUGUGCGGCUCUCCUUUUUGUCCUCUUUUAUUGGAUUGUGCCAGCUGUGCAGAGUAAUGGCAUGUGGGCAUUAAUAUGGCAUGACUUCAUCACUGAGCGACUGCGCGACACACUCACCCGCUCCACGCGGCCUCAGCGCAUGCUAAAAGCAGUGCAGAAGAACGCCACUAAAGGAAAUCCCGAGAGCGUCAUCUCUGCCAUCGACUACUUCUGCAAGAAUUCUGAAUGGGCCAUGAAUGUGGGCGAUGAGAAAGGCUCCAUUUUGGACUCGGUGGUGACCGAGGUGAACCCAAGCACGGUUCUGGAGCUGGGUACGUACUGCGGGUAUUCCACAGUGAGGAUCGCCCGCCUGCUCUCCCCCGGCACCAAACUCAUCACGCUAGAGUUUAACCCAGCUUACGCCACCGUCGCCAGGCAGAUCAUUGCCUACGCUGGCCUACAAGACAAGGUGACUCAAGUAGAGGGCUCGUCGGCUGAUUUGAUCCCCCAAAUAAAGGAGCGUUUCAGCAUCACAACGUUUGACUUCAUCUUUCUUGACCACUGGAAGGACCGGUACCUCCCUGACAUUAAGCUGUUUGAGGAGUGCGGUUUGCUAAGGAAGGGCUCUGUGCUGCUGGCGGACAACGUGAUUUGUCCUGGAGCGCCGGAAUACCUGGAGUAUGUGAGGAACAGCCCUCGCUAUGAGAGCAGAUACUAUCCCGCCCACCUGGAGUACACCAAAGUGGAGGACGGACUGGAGAAGUCGGUCUUCUUGGGAUAAAAAGAAUGUUAUUGCCAACAACAACAACAACAGUAACAACAACAAUCACAAUGAUCUACAAUCAAUUAUAAUCCCAGUGUAGGGAAUAUAAAUAUUAACCAGUUUAAAUCAGUGUACUGGUCUCAGUAUUUACAAAAAAUACAACUGCAUUGAUUUAUAGGUGAGUGUUUAUAGGUGUGUGAUCAGGGAAAAGUCAGGCAAAUGAAUUCAUACUUGUCUUGGUGUAAGAUAGUCCAUUAUCAUACAGCCACCUUUUUUAUUUAUCAUUAGUGUAGUAUUAUUUAGAAAUGUUAUUAAAUGGCAGAUUCACACCCUUCCCUACAAUUAACAUCCAAAUUUCCUACACGCCGCUCCAGAAUUAUUGGCACCCUUGUUAAAGAUGGGCAAAAUGUGAAGGUGAAAACUAUAUCGAUUGCUGAUGAGGUCUCACCUGGACACUCUAAAUUUGUACUUAAGACCUACUACUGCUGUGAUCAUAAACACUGUCCUGUACUUCUCCUGGGAUACGGGAUACUCGUUGAACAGGCCUUCUACACACUUAGCAUUGUUUGACUUCAUAAUACACUGCUUGAUCUUACGUCAUCAUUACCUCUACAUUGCAUGUGGACGAUGCUGAAUUACAUAUAUUAAAUAUUUUAAAAAAAAAAAAAAAAAAAAAAAAAAAAGAUGACUUUUUCCCCCAACAAUGUUUUGACAUGCACACAAAUAAAAUCCCAAACAAAUGUACACCCAAUAUUGAAACGCAAUAUGAUUUAACCAUCUUUCCUUGGAGAAUAUGUAUUUUUGUGACUAUAAUGAUGAGUGGGAGCUUUCCAAUGACUGUAAGCUUUCUAAAGAUAAUAAAAAUAUGAAUGACCAUC
Ictalurus punctatus (channel catfish) is the source of this 2175-nucleotide messenger RNA. RefSeq names its product catechol-O-methyltransferase a (gene comta). Bases 524 to 1315 code for a protein of 263 amino acids. Gene Ontology annotation, molecular function: magnesium ion binding; catechol O-methyltransferase activity. The transcript has 6 exons. Lineage: Eukaryota; Metazoa; Chordata; Actinopteri; Siluriformes; Ictaluridae. Gene Ontology annotation, biological process: dopamine metabolic process; catecholamine catabolic process; developmental process. The record is from RefSeq and is a predicted model, not a curated record.